GCCAAGCAACAAGGCCCACGCCACGUUAGUUAAUUUUGCAAUAUAAUUUUGUAUUUUCAUGCAAUAAAUACAGUUUAAAAUUUGUACGUGCCCUUCUGAUUAAUACAGUCCACUCAAUUGAAGAGGUGAUGCAACGCCACCCAAAUAUUGUUACGGUAUUUACCAAGUGAGCCUCCAAAAGGAUCAAUCGCAGGGUGAGCAUUUAAUAGAGCAAGACCACGGGCGAGAGGAGAAUGACCCCCAUAAUUAGUUCUAUGGACAGUAAAAAAUCAAUUCGGCGGGAGUCGAUUUAUGCUCUGAAAAGGAUCAUUUUGUUUCCACUCUGAUCCUGAAAAAAUGCUUGUAGAAUCACCAGUAAGCGACAAAUACUUUGAUUCAUCAAAGCAACUUGAAAUAUUUAAAAUUCAACUGGACUUUUUUUCUAUUACCUGCCCUAACUUUUUGUACUAGCUAAUUAUAAAAUCUGUCUGUCAAAUACCUUUGGAGAACUAUUUCUGUCAAUCCAAUCAACAUCAAAAAUGUAUUCCUGCCACAAAAACUCCUACUUGCAAGGAAAUUUCAAAGAAAUCAAUGCAGGAUUAUUAAAUCGUUGUGUACAAAGAGCUUGGACCGAUUUCGUCAAUAUCGACGAACAUGAUCUGGAUCCCGCAUUCAACAGGCUCUCAUCAGCACAUCCAAAUAUUCCAGUACAAAAUGUCGAUGUCACCAAAAGACCAGAAGGAUUUGGAAAAUGGGCAAUGCCGAAAUUGAGAAGGGACCUUCACAAUAAAGAUCCUACAAUUGUAACAGCAGCCUUGGCUAGUAUUUCUGAUUUAGUGCACGAUCCUGAACGUUGUUAUGAGGCUAUCAAGUUGAAGAUAUUAGACAGAAUGGUAGAUUUAAUCUACCACGAAACUUCCUCGGUAAGAGAGAAAACAGCUCACGCUUUAAAAUCCAUAGCCGGAGUUGCUGAAGGAAAAGUAGCCAUUGUCGAAAAUGACUCUUUAAUGAACAACCUUUUGGAUAGAGUUGAGGAUCAAUUUACUGAAAUUAGACUUCAAACAGCUGCUUGUAUUGAAAUGAUUGCCAGAUAUUGGAAAACUGCUGAUGUUUUGGUAGAAUGUGGCUUUAUCCAAGUACUACUAAACAACUUAGACGAUGUUUGUAAAAUUGUGGAAAUCCACCUGGAAACAUUAAAUUCCCUUUUUUAUUGUGACGGUAAACAACUGGCAAUCGAAGAAGAUGGAUUCGAAGCGUUGCACAGACUUUUGGAAAGAGACGAAGGCAAAAUUAUGUCUUUGGCUUGUAUGUGUUUGGCCAAAUUGUGUUCGAUAAAAGAAGGCAGGAAAAUGGCCAAGCAAAUGAAUAUUUUGCCUCAGUUGAACGUCUUGUUAAACGAUGAAAGGGUUGAAGUCCAUACAGCUGCAGCUCAAGCCAUAAUGUUUUGCACCAUAAUAAGUUCAGAAAAAAACAGAGCCAGCCAAAUUAAGGGCCUACCUAAAAGAUUGGCGCAACUGUGCAAAAAUAAACUCAGACCUAAUUGCCAAAUGUAUGCCAUUAAGGCUUUAACGUGUAUUUGUGAACAUCCCUUAAUAAGAAAAGAAGUGAGCCAACAUUAUUACCACGAGGUUGUCAAUAUUCAAUUAAACGAAAGCAUUCCUGAAAUGAGAUUGUACAAAAACAGUCUGAUGAGUAUGUUACAUUGGCUGCCACAUACCAACGAAUAAAAACAAAUCAAGAAUAUAUUAAUUUAUUGUUAAUAAAUUAUUAUUUAAAUUAAAAAACACAAUAAUUCACAGUACAUUUUUUUUCAGCUACUCUGAUAAGAAAGGUAGAAACUUGUUAAAAUGUUUAUAUCAAAAAGUUAUUGUUACAUACAUAUUAUUGUUUACAAAAAUUAACAAAAUGACUAGAGAUUGAGCUUGUCCUGAGUGGGCCAGGCAAUUUUUGCAUCGAUCCUUUUGUACGCCAACAUUGUAUGUUUGCCUUCUUUCAUAAAAUCCUGAGGACAUUCAUUAUCCAUCAAGAUUGUUUCUAGAAGAAAUAUGUUAAUUGAACAAAUCUAGAUUAUUAAUGUGAAAUUUUACCUUCUCCAUCAGUAAGUCUAUAUAAAGCAUAAUCCUGCGGAUUUGUAAUCCUUGCUUUAUGAGCGAUAAUUUUACAAACUUCCUUUGUGGUCAUUUGAGGCCUUGCAGGAACAGUUUUGGUUAAAAUUGAGCCAUGGAGUUCAUCAGGAACAACGACUUUUAAAACAGACUAAAAACAACAAAAUUAUUCAACAAUCAAAACAUCAUUAUUGAAAAUUCUUACAUCGUUUUCAUGAUUUUUGUUAUUUUCCUCGCAGCUUUUUUUGAAAUUUUUAAGUACGUGUACGGCUGAUGAUAAAGUAGUUAAGUAGUAACCACCCUCGCCGGAAAAUAAGGAAGGAUGCAAAAGUCCCCACAUGUAUUCGGCUUCGAUUUCAGCAGCUACAAAGUUGGUUUUUACCAAAACCCAUACGAAAAUUGGCAAGAAAUCGUCGGCACCCAGUUGACCAAUUAGCUGACCAGUUUUGACCGAAUUGAAAAUUAUUGCUAUUGCGGCUAAUAAGUUUUCCAGUUUUUCCAGAGGAGAAUCAGCCUGUUGCAGCCGAUGUAUAUAUUGAGAAAUUUUAUUUAAAACACUCUCAGAGGGUAAAGUUAUUUUUGGUUUUAUUGCUAAUUCAGCCACAGGCCUUUUAGACACAUAUUCGAUAUUGUCAGCCAGCAACCUUAUAGCUCCAGUCUUGGUAUAGUAAUCCAUAAAUAAUUUAUUGAGAUGGUUUUUUAAUGGUCUAACUACUAGUUUAUGCAUGACGCCUUCUAAAAUGGCGUCUAGAUUAAGGAAUUCUGUUGAUUUGAGCUACAAAAAAUAAAAGCAUUAUAAUGCAAUAAUUUUUUUCAAAAUUGUUGAAAUUUUACCUUAUUUCUCUCUCGUUCAAUUUCUUUGUAAAAUCCCUUCUCUCCGUGUUUGACCAAAUAAUUUUUCAUCCCUGACAUAAAUUGCCUCAUGUUUCUCAUAACGAUUUGCGGGUUGUUUUCUUUCGAUUCGCACGUGCAAGCUAUAAAAUUGUCUAUGUUUUGAGCAAAUGUUGUGGUUUUGUCUUGAGCUAAUUCCAUGGCGUAGUUUCUGAUCGCUGCGCCUGCCGUUCUUGAUGUAUUAUUGUCUUCGGCUCCGUUUUUUAGAGAUUCAAUUCGAUUUGGA
Ceutorhynchus assimilis (cabbage seed weevil) is the source of this 3201-nucleotide messenger RNA. The record is from the annotation of a GenBank genome assembly. NCBI's taxonomy places the organism in Eukaryota, Metazoa, Arthropoda, Insecta, Coleoptera, Curculionidae.